Racocetra persica is the source of this 333-nucleotide messenger RNA. The record is from the annotation of a GenBank genome assembly. NCBI's taxonomy places the organism in Eukaryota, Fungi, Glomeromycota, Glomeromycetes, Diversisporales, Gigasporaceae.
AUGGCUGCUACCUAUAUUCCAUCUUCUCCUUCACACUCUUACACUAGAGAAUGUUAUUCCUUCUCUAGUGAUAGUGAAGAUGAUUGUCAACAAGAUUAUAACGACCAAAGUUCAAGUAGAAAAUCCGUUCAAUUUUCGAGAUUUCUCGUCGUUCAUGAAACAUGGUGCAACGAUGAAUAUGACCGUACUUCAACCGAACCUGCAAGGCUCAGUUUCAAAGAAUACUCCGAACUUCUCCAACUAAGAUGUGAUCUACGACGUGAAAUGGAUAAAAUGAUGAAAGCCGCUGCUGCUGCUGAACAAUCAACAAAUGUCCAACAAAAUCAAGAAUAA